AUGGAGAAUCCAGUGGCCGAAAUCCGAACGGUGAUCCGUCUUCUCACUCAAUCCACCCCAUCCUUGCAAGAAAAGGCACUAGAGCGGUUCUUCACCACCAAUGCGUCCUUUGUACACCCAUUCUGUCGAGUCCCCAGCUUUAACGGCAGUCGAUGGUGGGUGACCAAGAUCUUUCAAUGGUACAAGAUCAUGUCUCCUCGGAUUGAAAUGGAGGUUCAUUCUGUUGCCUUUGACGAGGAUCAUCUAAAGCUCUAUGUCCACAUGUCGCAAAUCUUCUCUAUCUGGCUGGUGCCUUUCCAUGUCGCACCGGUGACGCUGACAACGGUCUUGGAUCUCACCACGGACGCAGCCAACAGCAGUGCCCCGACUAAUGGCGACCACACGCGGUACUACAUUACCAAGCAAGAAGAUCUGUAUCAAACCUCCGAGUUUGUAAAGUUUCUCUUGCCACAUGUUGGGCAUUGGCUGGUGCUGCUUUGGCAUUUGAUUGCAACGUUCUUCUGUAUCGUUGGUGUGACUUUCCUGUGGCCUAUGCUGUGGUUGGAAGAGAAGGGCUAUUUGCCUCAUUGGAUUUCACGGGGGAAUCUGGCUUGCGACAUUGCGGAUAAGAUUCCCGAGAUUAAGAAGGAGUGA
This is a messenger RNA of Penicillium cataractarum, 633 nucleotides long. RefSeq lists its product as uncharacterized. The coding region runs from base 1 to 633 and encodes 210 amino acids. The transcript has 3 exons. The record is from RefSeq and is a predicted model, not a curated record. NCBI's taxonomy places the organism in Eukaryota, Fungi, Ascomycota, Eurotiomycetes, Eurotiales, Aspergillaceae.